Perca fluviatilis (European perch) is the source of this 2964-nucleotide messenger RNA. It is a transcript of the gene il7r, whose product is annotated as interleukin 7 receptor. The coding region runs from base 100 to 1377 and encodes 425 amino acids. The transcript has 8 exons. Gene Ontology annotation, biological process: positive regulation of receptor signaling pathway via JAK-STAT; cytokine-mediated signaling pathway; hemopoiesis. Gene Ontology annotation, molecular function: protein binding; cytokine receptor activity. Gene Ontology annotation, cellular component: external side of plasma membrane; membrane. NCBI's taxonomy places the organism in Eukaryota, Metazoa, Chordata, Actinopteri, Perciformes, Percidae. The record is from RefSeq and is a predicted model, not a curated record.
CUCUCUCUGCCGGCUGACGAGAAAACCCUCAGCUGCAGAGAUGCACCUUCCACUCUGCAGCUGUGCAGCUGUGCAGCGGUGAGGCCGUACGCUGACGACAUGCUGCUGUCCGCCUGCUGGGGGGCUGCGCUGCUGCUGCUGCUGCUGGCGGCUGGAACUCAGGCUCAGAGCGGAGACGGAGACACCGACACAGAGCCCAGAAUCCUCUGCAGCUCUGACAUCCUGAGAACAGGCAGCAGUCUGAGCUGCCAACUGCUCGGAGGCAGGAGCAACAACGAGGACGACGAAGACGCCGAGGCCGACCGCAUCAUGAACAUGACAGUGUGCUUCUCAGACUACUAUGAGAACAGGAUCAAGUGUUUGAGUGAUGGCGGAGCUGUGGUGAGCUUCAGAGGUCGGACUCCGCUUGUUCCCGUGAACGUGAACGUCCACCUGCAGAGAGGAGGAACCGUUAACGUCACCGUCAACCUGAUGAAGAUCGUUAAACCGAGAAGUCCUCAGGUGAAGAACGUCACUUUCGACACAGAGGCGAACCAGGCCGUGAUCCAUAUUCAGACUCCGUACUUCAGCGAUUACCUGAAACUAGACAACCAACUCUUCCAGCUGCACAUCUGCAACGCAAGCAGCACAAUCAUUCAGAACAUCUCUUCAGACACUCUACCGAUCGACAUGGACUUUCUCCAAAAACAAGCUGAGUAUCACGUCAAAGUGCGAGCGCUGCCGGUGAGCAUUCUGCAGGGAACCUGGAGCGACUGGAGUCAAACGUUCGCAUUCUUCACUCCCCCGGGAGAAAACAUCCCACAACGGCCAGAUGAAAAACUGAUAGUGUGUCUCAUCGUUCUGGUGAUUGUGCCUUCAAGCGUCAUUUUCUUCCUGAAAAACAAAAUAUUCACCUGUGUGUGGCCGAGCAUCCCUCACCCCAAACACACUCUGGUGCACAUCUGCAAGCCCAAUAAAGGCCUCCUGUUGAACUUUAAACCGGAGGUGUUCAGUGCCCUUAAAUUAGAGAAAACAGCGGACCAGCCGUGUGAAACCGAGUCUUCGCUCGCUGCCAGCGGUGCCCAGUCGAGCGCUCCCAGCUCCACCCAGAGCUCCGACUGCUCCCGGAGCGCUUCCAGCGUCGACACAGAGGAGCUGGAGCUGUCCGCCCUGCUGAGCCGGGGCUCCGUCCACGGAGAGGACAGCCUUCACGGAGAAGACAGCCUCCACGGAGAGGACAGCCUCCACGGAGAAGACAGCCUCCACGGAGAGGACAGCCUUCAGGGAGAGGACAGCCUCCAGAGCAACGGUCCUUCCCCCGGGGAGAGAGCUCUCACUCCUCCGUCUGACGGAGGACACGAGUACGUCACCAUGUCCAGUUUCUAUCAGAUCAAGUAGUUCAGGAGGAGAAAGAGGAACAGGAUCUUUAUCAAACUGCUCAGAAUGUUUCCAAUCAGGAGAGGACACAAAAUGAUUGAAUGGCUAAAAAAGGUCUUGCAACAAAAUUGAAAAUGGGACAAAAAUAUCAAAAAAAUGGACACAACCACCAUCACCAUGUUCAGUUUCUAUCAGAUCAAGUAGGUCAGGAAGAGGAACAUUGAUGGACAAACAAAUAGAACGAGGAUCUUUAUCAAUCAGAAGUGGACACAAAAUGAUAAAAAGGUGAAGCCACGCCCUUCCUGUGUCCACAAUGGGACUUUAUUUCAGUAAAAAUUCAUCCGGUAGACAAUGUUUAACCUACGACAAACUUAUCUUUUAAACUGACAAACAUCAAAAGUGCAUUUCUUGGCACCAUUCAGACAGGAUUUAAAUAUUAUAUGUCUCUCUCUGUUCACUAACGGACACAUUCUUUAUGAAAUAAAGUCCCAUGGUGGACAUAGGAAGGGGCCGGACUUUUCUUGUCUAUUUAAUGGAUAAGAAAAAAAAUGGACCUAGCAUCUGUGACAUCACCCAUUGGUUUGUGGACUGCCUUUUUGAAGCCUAAAUUUUGGCCGUCGCCACCUUGUUUUGUUGCAACAGGAUGUGAUGAUUUUUGCCGAGAGAGAUGGUGGAGCUGGGGAGCAUGACCCGGCCCAGCCAGUGUUGUUUAAUUGCGGUGCCAAAGCUCUGAAAAAUCGGCCACUUUAUUGUAGCGUGAAAGUUUCCCAGUGUGUCAAAGUAGGAUAAAAAAAGGAUUUUUACUUUUAACGUUCACUUGAUGCCGAAUGUAGCAGUUUGCAAAACGUGUGCGACUAACCAAGACGUUUCAAAUGUAGCUUUUUGAGUUUUUGUUGCUUUUGAUGCCAUAUGAUUAUAUAAGUACAUAUUCAUCAUAUUCUUAUUCUUAUUCUUAUACAUGGUAUACUGACAUACGUCCUCUUACAGUCGCCUGGCGUUGGAGGAACUUUAGAAGAUCAUACCCGUGUUUCUGCAUGUUUUACUACAAAUCACAGAAAGAUGUUUCCAGAGCAUACUACCUUCAAGGCUAAAAUCAAUCAGUUAAAGGGUCAGGUAAUCUUUUAGCUGGAGAGAAUGGCCAUAGAUAGCAAAAGAAAUGGACACAGCGAUGCCGUAGACUUCGAUGGAGACCAGUGAAGUCUAUUAGAAGCGCUCCAGUGCUGGCUGAGCGUUACUGCACAGCCUCAAACUGAGCUUGACGACGUAGCUGUGACGUGAGCAACCUGUCUGAAAGUGUGAAGUCUUCUGGUAGCUGUGCCGAGAGAAAUCUCAAUCAUUCCCAAUCUUACAGAGACGGAGCGUGUGAGUAGGAGCUGUCCAUGAGCGUAGAAGCAGGAGCAAAACGUUGCUGAAAUAUUUAGUUCCGAUGCUUUCAUGGACUCUCUCUGGGCUUCUACCUUGACUGUAUGAUGCCUCCACGUCCCCCCAAUUGCCUGUGAGCUUCUCCUGUACUAUACGGUAAUUCCUCUACUGUGCGACAGAAAGUCGCGUGGUUAUGACACAAUCGUUAGCCUAUUUUUACAAAAACAGCUGCUAAAGGGCCAUAAC